GUUAAAUUUUAUGGCAAACUGCAGAUCCUGCACGCCUUCCAUCAUUUCACACAUGUGUUGGUGACAAUGAAGAAGAGUUAACUCCAAAAUGGUACAAACAACAUGGUAUUGAAUUGGUUCUUGAUGCUCGAGUUAAGUCUGCUGAUAUAAGGCGUAAGACACUAUUAACAGCAGCUGGCGAGACUAUAAGUUACAAAAUCCUGAUCAUUGCAACAGGUGCUCGGGCUUUGAAGCUUGAAGAAUUUGGAGUAUGUGGAUCAGAUGCUGAAAAUUUGUGUUAUUUGCGGGAUGUAGCUGAUGCAAAUAGGCUUGUCAAUGUGAUGCAAUCUUGUGCUGGUGGAAAUGCCGUUGUAAUUGGUGGUGGGUACAUUGGAAUGGAGUGUGCUGCAUCCUUGGUGAUUAAUAAAAUAAAUGUAACCAUGGUUUUCCCAGAGGCACAUUGCAGUAAGUGAUCUUGUGGGUUAUCUAACUAUGCUGAUUGCUUUUUAUAUCUCUUGGUAAGCUUCUAAAUGAUUGUAAGAAUUCUUUCAUGUAAAUGCUAAUAUUGUCUCUCUUUUAUAGUUGCCCGUUUAUUUACACCCAAGAUUGCAAGCUAUUAUGAAGAUCACUAUGAAUCUAAAGGUGUUAAGUUUAUUAAACGAACUGUCUUGUCAUCGUUCGAAUUUGACUCCAGUGGGAAGGUUAUAGCUGUUAAUCUAAGAAAUGGAAGCCGUCUGCCUGCAGACAUGGUUGUGGUUGGAAUUGGAAUACGUCCAAACACAAGUUUGUUUGAAGGCCAACUGACUCUGGAGAAAGGUGGGAUCAAAGUGAAUGGACGGUUUCAAUCAAGUAACAACUCAGUCUAUGCAGUUGGAGACGUUGCUGCAUUUCCAAUCAAACUCUUUGGGGAAACCAGGAGGCUUGAACAUGUUGAUUCAGCUAGAGAAUCUGCAAGACAUGCUGUUGCUGCAAUAAUGGAACCAGAGAAAACUAGGGAAUUUGACUACCUUCCCUUCUUCUACUCCAGGGUUUUUGAAUUGUCUUGGCAGUUUUAUGGGGACAAUGCUGGUGAAGUAGUGAAUUUUGGUGACUACUCAGGACAUACCUUUGGGGCCUACUGGAUAAACAAGGGUCACCUUGCUGGUUGUUUCCUUGAAGGUGGAAGCAAAGAGGAAUAUGAAGCAGUAGCAAAGGCAACCAGGCUCAAACCAGCAAUUGAAGACUUGGCAGAGUUGGAAGAGCAGGGUUUGAGUUUUGCAUUGAAAGUUAGUCAGAAACCUCUACAAGAAGCUCCUCCCAUUGCUCUGGAGGGACCACUCUGUGCUUGGCAUGCGAUAGCUGGAGUAAUCCUGGCUGCUUCAGUGGCUGCAUUCGGAUUUUGGCAUGGGCAGAGGCACAAAAGACGGUAAUAUUGCUUUACUUGCAUCAGCAAUUUGUGGCAAUGCUGAUUCAAUCUGUAGUACCAAUGUUGUGCCAUUGAUAGCAUAACUGAUGAUCCAAAUACUUAAAUUUUUUCUUAACAUUCAUUCAAUGCACUUCAAUGUUGUUCCUCUCUCUCUAACUAUAUGUAUGUUGAUGAUCCAAACAAAUCCUUACAUUUUGU
This is a messenger RNA of Rubroshorea leprosula, 1582 nucleotides long. The record is from the annotation of a GenBank genome assembly. Lineage: Eukaryota; Viridiplantae; Streptophyta; Magnoliopsida; Malvales; Dipterocarpaceae.